AUGGAUUAUGAGAAAGAACUAGCGGCAGAUUUUGACAGUGACUCUGAGGAUUCCAUUAUUGAAGAAUUGCAAGAACCAGUGUCUUCGAACCACAAUGAAGGGCCCCAGAAUCUCGACCAAUUACUCCAAAACCCCAAAAUGGCCAGUAUUGGAGCCAAACUAGAUCACUUUGACGUUACAAAAAUGACCGACGUUGACCAAAUCUCGGUUAUCCAUCCACUUAUACCGCAAAUUCGCAUUGAUUUGGAGAAGUACGCCGGAUCCAUUGAAACAGAUUACUACGAGCUCUUAGCCAGCAUCAACGACGAAAACCAAUCGGAAGAUUUCCGCUUUUUAAUGCAACUCAGUGAACUUCCAACUAUAAUCAAUGACGAAAUCGCUCUAUUGCAUAGAUAUGUUUCUGUUCACUAUAUGGUGGUGUUUGCUGAGUUGGAAUCGCUUGUCUCAAGUCCAGUUGAUUAUUGUAGAAUUGUCAUUGAGAUUGGGCAGAAGUUGACGGAAGUUCGUCAGCAUGAACAAAACUUGAAGAAAAUACUCUCAGGAGAUAAAGUUUUGGCUAUUGUAAUGGCUGCUCUUCAGAAUUACGAGAAGCUGUUUGAGCUACGAGAAGAAGACAUGGCUAACAUCUUGAAGGCGUGUCAAUACACAAUUGAGCUCUACUCGUUUUUGGGAGAAGUAUCUGAAUUCAUCGCAGACAAAGUCUCCAAGUUUGCACCCAACGUAGCCAAUCUUAUAGGUGCCGUGGCCACCUCACAGCUUCUUAUCAGCAUUGGCUCAUUGAAACAGCUAGCAUUGACACCCGCAUGUAAUCUUCCGUCUUUUGGAGUUCGGGAUCUUCUGUCACAAACACAGACACGCUCUAAUUUUAUCAGAGCAACGGGAUACCUAUACUAUUGCGAGGUUGUAAAGGGACUCCCUCCAGAAGUUGUCAAACAGGCUUUGCGCAUUUUGAGUGGGAAAGUAGUGUUGGCAGCAAGAGUAGAUUUGGCUGGCACAUACCCUGGUGGUGACUUGGGCACAAAAUACCUCCAAGAGGUGCAAUCUAAAAUCGAUAAACUUCUUACUCCACCUGAACACACUGCGCCCAAGGCAUUGCCUGUUCCUAAAGAGCAGAAAUCCAAGAAAAGAGGUGGACGCAGAUUUCGAAAGAUGAAGGAGCGGUUUCAGAUGUCUGAACUUCGAAAAGCACAGAACAAGAUGGAGUUCGGCAAGCAAGAGGAUGUGGUCAUGGAUAGCUUUGGCGAAGAAGUGGGGUUGGGCAUGAGCCACCAAAUGGAAGGGAUUCAAGUCAACAGAAAUACCGAUGCACGAUUAUCCAAGGCCAUGAUUAACAGAUUGCAACAGCAGAAAAGAAGAGAAGACUUGGAUACGAUUGUCAUGAAUUUUGGAGACCACAAGAAGCAGGAACAGAAUGGUCAAUGGGGACGCAUGAAGAAGCGACGUUUGGACGACGUCGAGUAA
Sungouiella intermedia is the source of this 1461-nucleotide messenger RNA. NCBI's taxonomy places the organism in Eukaryota, Fungi, Ascomycota, Pichiomycetes, Serinales, Metschnikowiaceae. The record is from the annotation of a GenBank genome assembly.